UUCCCCCGACAAAUUUGAACUGCGAACUUGGUCUUUGAAUUUCGUCCAUUGCUCGAUUUUCAGUAAUUUCUGUUGAAAAGUAGUUUUUCUGUGUGGUUUUUGGUUUUAAUUCGUAAAAAAAUGGAGAAAAGGAUUGAGUUAGAAAAGAGAGGUAAAGAUCCUGCACAGAUCAAAGAACUUGUAUUGGACAAUUGCCGGAGUACGUCAAUUGUUGGUUUGACUGAAGAAUUUGUUAAUUUACAAUCCCUUAGCCUGAUAAAUAUUGGUCUGACAAAUCUUAAGGGAUUUCCCAAGCUUCCUAAUUUGGAAAAGCUUGAAUUAAGUGAUAACAGAAUAUCUGGAGGAUUGAAUUAUCUUAGUGGCAGUCAUAAGCUUACAACACUGAACCUUAGUGGAAAUAAAAUUGAAAGUUUAGAAACUUUGGAGCCUUUGAAAGAACUGAAAAAUUUGAAACAUCUUGAUUUGUCUAACUGUGAAGUUUCUUCAGUUGAUAAUUACAGAGAAAAAGUUUUUGCCUUAUUACCUCAGUUAAAAUAUCUCGACGGUUAUGACCAAGAUGAUAAAUCUGAUGAAGAAUAUGAAAAACCAAAUGAUCUAUAUCAAGAAAGUGAUGAAGAUGAAGAGGAAGAUGUAGAAGAGGAGGAGGACGACGAAGAAGAAGAAGUUGGUCUUUCUUAUCUUCAGAAUUCUAUUGAUGAAGAAUCAGAGGGUGAUGAUUAUAACCCCGAUGGUUCAGUUGAAAGUGAUGUUGAUAUUGAAGAUGAUGCAGAUGAGGAAGAAAAGGAUGAUAACCCCAGAGGACAAAAACGAAAAUUGGAGAAUGAUGAUUAAACUGCCAUUUUCAAUUGGUCAUUCAUAACUUGUGUAUAGAUCAUCACCUUGUUGGACAAUUUUAAUUAAUGCAUAUAUUCAUUGUAGAAGUCUUAAUAUCUGAAAUAAUUAUAUUGAAAUACAGGCAACUGUAUAUUUUCUGCAGUUUUGUAAUAAUUUUCAAUUUAUUUUCUGUAUUUUUUCCAGUGUUUGUAAACUUUUAUUCAUCAUAUUUGGUAGUAUGUGAUUUCAGCGUCUUUUGUAAAUUUUUACUCCUUUAGUUCAUAGUUAUGCCUAUAUUUUGUGUUUUGUGUAAAAUAUGCGAUAUGAAUUUUAAUAAAGUAUCUUUCCUAAAUAA
Molecule: messenger RNA, 1168 nt
Organism: Stegodyphus dumicola
Lineage: Eukaryota; Metazoa; Arthropoda; Arachnida; Araneae; Eresidae
Product: acidic leucine-rich nuclear phosphoprotein 32 family member A-like
Cellular component (GO): nucleus
Molecular function (GO): histone binding
Source: RefSeq, a predicted model, not a curated record